AGCGUGCCGAGGAUCGGGCGGCCGGCGGGCGGACCGUCCCGGCGGGGACCAUGCAGGCCCACGAGCUGUUCCGCCACCUGCGGCUGCCGGAGCUGGAGGAGCUGCGGCAGUAUGUGCGAAGCAUCCCCACCAACACGCUCAUGGGCUUCGGGGCCUUCGCCGCCCUCACCACCUUCUGGUACGCCACCAGGCCCAAAGCCAUCAAACCGCCCUGCGACCUGGCCAUGCAGUCGGUGGAGAUCGAGGGCGGGGAACACGCCCGGAGAUCCACGCUGCUGGAGAGCGACGAGCCCCUGACCUACUUCUACGAUGACAUUCGGACCCUGUACGAGGGCUUCCAGCGGGGCAUCCGAGUGUCCGAUAACGGCCCCUGCCUCGGCUUUCGGAAACCCAAUCAGCCUUACGAGUGGAUCUCCUACAAAGAGGUGGCCGACCAGGCGGAGUGUGUGGGCUCAGCCCUGAUCCAGAAAGGUUUCAAAGCAGGAUCGGAGCAGUACGUUGGCAUCUUCGCCCAAAACCGACCCGAGUGGGUGGUCAUCGAACAGGGCUGCUACGCCUACUCGCUGGUGGUGGUGCCUCUCUACGACACCCUCGGCGCCGAAGCCAUCACGUUCAUCGUCACCAGAGCCGAGCUCUCCCUGAUUUUCUGUGAUAAACCGGAGAAGGCUAGGAUGUUGCUGGACGGGGUGGAGAAGAAGCUCACCCCCGUCCUCAAAACCGUCGUUCUCAUGGACUCCUUUGACAUCGACAUUGUGGAACGAGGCAAGAAGUGUGGGGUCAACAUCAUCAGCAUGAAAUCCUUCGAGUCCCUGGGAAGAGCCAAUCGGCAGAAACCCAGGCCUCCGGCACCCGACGACCUCGCGGUGAUUUGCUUCACGAGCGGAACUACAGGCAACCCCAAAGGGGCCAUGAUCACCCAUAAAAACAUAGUGAGCGACUGUUCAGCGUUCGUGAUGAUGACAGAGUCUGUGCUCCUUCCUGACCGGGAUGAUAUUUUGAUUUCUUUCUUGCCCCUGGCACAUAUGUUUGAGAGAGUGGUGGAGACGGCGAUGCUCUGCCACGGAGCCAAGAUCGGAUUCUUCCAAGGAGACAUCCGCCUCCUUAUGGAUGACCUGAAGAUGCUGCAGCCCACCAUCUUCCCCGUGGUCCCCAGGCUGCUCAACAGGAUGUUCGACAAAAUUUUCGGGCAGGCCAACACGGCGCUGAAGCGCUGGUUGCUGGACUUUGCCUCCAAGAGGAAAGAAGCGGAGCUCCGGAGCGGCAUCAUCCGCAACAACAGCCUGUGGGACAAGCUCAUUUUCCACAAGAUCCAGGCGAGUCUCGGCGGCAGAGUCAGGCUGAUGAUCACUGGAGCGGCCCCCGUUUCUGCUACCGUGUUGACUUUCCUGAGAGCCGCCCUGGGCUGCCAGUUCUACGAAGGCUACGGGCAGACGGAGUGCACGGCCGGCUGCUCCCUGUCGAUUCCCGGAGACUGGACGGCCGGGCACGUGGGCGCGCCGAUGCCAUGCAACCACAUAAAGCUCGUCGACGUCGAAGAAAUGAACUACUUCGCGGCCAAGGGGGAAGGGGAGGUGUGUGUGAAAGGGCCCAACGUGUUCAAGGGCUACCUGAAGGACCCGGAGAAGACGGCCGAGGCGCUGGACAAGGACGGCUGGCUUCACACCGGGGACGUCGGGAAGUGGCUGCCGAACGGUGCCCUGAAGAUCAUCGACAGGAAAAAACACAUCUUCAAGCUGGCCCAAGGCGAGUACAUCGCGCCCGAGAAGAUCGAGAACGUGUACCAGCGCAGCGAGCCCGUGGCCCAGGUGUUUGUCUACGGCGAGAGCUUACAGGCCUUCCUCAUAGCUAUCGUGGUGCCAGACCCCGAGGCCGUGUGUCCUUGGGCCAAAAAGCGAGGCAUCCAGGGCUCCUACGGCGAGCUGUGUCGAAAUAAGGACCUCAAAAAGGCCAUCCUGGAGGACCUCCUAAGACUCGGGAAGGAGGCGGGGCUCAAGCCCUUUGAGCAGGUGAAAGGCAUCGCCCUCCACUCGGAGCUGUUCAGCGUGGAGAACGGCCUCCUGACCCCGACGCUGAAGGCCAAGCGCCCCGAGCUCAGGAAACAGUUCCGGCCGGAGAUCGACGAGCUCUACGCCACCAUCAAAGUCUAGCGCGGGCGAAGGCGGCGAGGGAGAGCCACGGCCCCUCCUCCCCCCCCCCCCCCCCAGCCGGCGUGGGGAGGGCGGGCGCGACCCCCCGACCCCGGGGGCCCGGCCAUAGGAAUAGCGAAGGGGGCGGCUCUGCCUUACUGACCCGGGCGCCCACCCCGCCUGCCGCCGACCUACCGUUUCCCAAACGAGCCUUAAAUUGUAACAGGGAAUCUCGCUUUAAGUGUGAUGAGUUCUUCGGACCUCCCUCGGCCCAGAAGGCCCGGGGUUGGGCCGGCCGCCCCCGUUUUUCCGACCGAGAAGAGGGCGGGGACGGGCCGGCGGCGCUCUUGUCGACGAGCCCGCUCCCGGCUCCGGGCUCCUCUGCGGCCGCCUGCCCCGCGGGGGUCCGGUACACUGGAAGGAACGCUCUCCCUUUGUCUCUCUCUCUUCUCGGCCUUUUUGUCCCGUUUUCUUUUCCUCAACCGCUCUGGAGAACGUCAUCGUGAUCUCGGUCAAACACUGGUUGGAAGACCCUCUCCCCCCAGCCGCUGAGCGGCCCGGCCGCCCCCCCCGGGGUCGGGUCGUCCGUCCCGCCGUCCCCACGCCGGGCGGCUUCGGGGACAGGACGCCAUCCCGACGGACAGGGUGAGCCCACCCCUCCCCGCCGUCUCCCAGCCCCGGCUCCGCGGCGAAAGCGAGGGUCCGAGGGGGACGGAGGGGCGGCCCAGCCCUCCCUGGCACCUUCCCGCCCUCGCCGGCGCCUGCCGGGCCUCAGCGGCGGAUACGCCCCCGGGUCGCGCCGAGAUCGCCCCGUCCCGCGGCGAGCCUGCCCCGCGGUGCCCCACGAAGGGGGCGUCCGGACGCUCGGGUCACAGCCGAUCGCGGGCCGAGGCGGAGGGGCUGGUCUCGGGCCAAGGCGACGCCUGAGGGCUGCGAUGGGGGGAAAGGAACCAAGUGCCUGCCGCCCGCGGCCUCGACCUAGGAGAGGCCCCUUCCCUUCCCCCGUCCCCCUUCCUCCUCGGGGUCUCUGGGGCCCGGCGGGGGACCGGCAGCGUGGGGGGAAUCAAGGGGGCGGCGUCUCCGUCCAUCCGCGGAGCCCCCCGCACCUGGCCGAAUCCAGUUGCCCCGUCCCCGGGCAGAGGCAAUCCCGUCUCUCCGAUCCCCGGAUGGCACGCGAUCGCCAAGCACGACAGGGUCAGCGCUAGAGGACCGUCACCGUAAUAACACUAUUCAGUAAUCUGACUUCAUCCGGGUGCCCUCGAUUGCACAACCGAGUCGGUAAUUUGUCCCAUUGGAGUUUUGAACGUUCGCUUUAAGUGUUGGCUAUUUCUAUGUUUUAUAAACCAAAACAAUUUCCAAAAACGAUGAAGGAAACCAAAAUAAAUAUUUCUGCAUUUCA
Ornithorhynchus anatinus (platypus) is the source of this 3525-nucleotide messenger RNA. It is a transcript of the gene ACSL1, whose product is annotated as acyl-CoA synthetase long chain family member 1. Gene Ontology annotation, molecular function: arachidonate-CoA ligase activity. Gene Ontology annotation, cellular component: membrane; endoplasmic reticulum. NCBI's taxonomy places the organism in Eukaryota, Metazoa, Chordata, Mammalia, Monotremata, Ornithorhynchidae. The record is from RefSeq and is a predicted model, not a curated record. Gene Ontology annotation, biological process: very long-chain fatty acid metabolic process; long-chain fatty-acyl-CoA biosynthetic process; long-chain fatty acid metabolic process. The coding region runs from base 51 to 2147 and encodes 698 amino acids. The transcript has 20 exons.